Messenger RNA from Camelina sativa (false flax), 1033 nucleotides. RefSeq names its product soluble inorganic pyrophosphatase 1. Gene Ontology annotation, biological process: phosphate-containing compound metabolic process. NCBI's taxonomy places the organism in Eukaryota, Viridiplantae, Streptophyta, Magnoliopsida, Brassicales, Brassicaceae. Gene Ontology annotation, cellular component: cytoplasm. The record is from RefSeq and is a predicted model, not a curated record. Gene Ontology annotation, molecular function: magnesium ion binding; inorganic diphosphate phosphatase activity.
UUUGUCAAUUAUUUAAUGAGUGAUACGAGUUGUAUAGAAGUUUUGAUCCGUAAAUAUAUAUCGGAGGUCACUCUCUCAAUAUAUACACCUUACCUAAAACGCUUAAUUACAAAAUAUUACAAUAGAAUAGACCAACGCUCGUCACUCCUUUCUUUCCUCUCCCAAAGUGUUUCUUCAUCCUUGCGAUUCCAAAAACAUAUCGGCUGUUCCGAUCCAAAGAUGAGUGAAGAAGGGAACGAAGACCAGAAGCAGCAGCGACCUGCUCCUCGUCUUAACGAGAGGAUUCUCUCUUCCUUGUCUAGACGUUCUGUAGCUGCACAUCCAUGGCAUGAUCUUGAGAUUGGACCUGGAGCUCCACAGAUUUUCAACGUGGUUGUGGAGAUCACAAAAGGAAGCAAGGUCAAAUAUGAACUUGACAAAAAGACAGGACUCAUCAAGGUUGAUCGUAUUCUGUACUCAUCAGUUGUGUACCCUCACAACUACGGUUUUGUUCCUCGCACAUUGUGUGAAGACAAUGACCCAAUUGAUGUAUUAGUCAUCAUGCAGGAACCUGUCCUUCCCGGUUGUUUCCUGCGUGCCAGAGCCAUUGGAUUAAUGCCUAUGAUUGAUCAGGGUGAAAAAGAUGACAAGAUCAUUGCUGUUUGUGUUGAUGAUCCUGAGUAUAAACAUUACACUGACAUCAAAGAACUUCCUCCUCACCGUCUCUCCGAAAUCCGUCGUUUCUUUGAAGACUACAAGAAAAACGAGAACAAGGAAGUUGCAGUGAAUGAUUUUCUCCCAUCUGGGGAUGCUAUUGGAGCUAUCCAGUACUCAAUGGACCUCUAUGCUGAAUACAUUCUCCAUACUCUGAGGCGUUGAAGCUUUCCUGUGAACAAUCCUGCCAACAUCUUUGUUUCUGUUGCUUUUCAUUGAUAAUAAGAAGCAUAUGAUCCUAAUUGAUACCUUUCUCUGCAUUUUUCUAUUAGACUCGGACCAUAUCAUUUGUCCUUGUAAACUCAUACUAUUGUUAUAAAGAGAUCUUGACAUUUGAAAA